Messenger RNA from Doryrhamphus excisus (bluestripe pipefish), 1407 nucleotides. It is a transcript of the gene echs1, whose product is annotated as enoyl CoA hydratase, short chain, 1, mitochondrial. The record is from RefSeq and is a predicted model, not a curated record. Gene Ontology annotation, biological process: fatty acid beta-oxidation. Lineage: Eukaryota; Metazoa; Chordata; Actinopteri; Syngnathiformes; Syngnathidae. Gene Ontology annotation, molecular function: catalytic activity. Gene Ontology annotation, cellular component: mitochondrion.
AAUUUAUUUUAUAUUGUAUAAAUGUUCACGUCUGUCUAUGUCAAUCUGUCACUGUAAUAUCAAUGUGAAUACAAGUUAUUCCACGCUCGUCCGCUAGAUGCCCGUUGUGCUAAACUACAUGAAUGUGAACCGUUGCUAGCCACAAAAGAAGACGUACCCGGAAGUACAACGUUGCCAUUGCUCUUGUAGUCACAAGUUCAGAGUCAACAGGCGUCGUUGUUGGUGGUGACUGCUGCCAUGGCUUUUCUUUGCAGAAAUGCAACCUUGCUCCUAAAAUCGUGCCGAGCGACGCCUGGUCUUUUGGCCUCCGCUCGCCUCUGUAGCUCGGCAGGCACACAAUAUGAGUAUAUUAUGGUAGAGAAGCGAGGAGAGAACAAGAAUGUGGGUUUAAUCCAGCUGAACCGACCUAAAGCUCUCAAUGCGCUGUGUGACGGCCUGAUGAAAGAGUUGGGUCAGGCUUUGGACACCUUGGAGAGGGACAGAGAUGUGGGCGCUAUCGUCCUCACCGGCAGCGACAGAGCAUUUGCAGCUGGAGCGGACAUCAAAGAAAUGCAAAAUCUGACCUUCCAGAAGUGUUAUGGCGGUAACUUUCUGUCCCACUGGACCAGAGUGUCUACUGUGAAGAAGCCAGUGAUUGCUGCUGUUAAUGGUUUUGCUUUGGGCGGCGGCUGCGAGUUGGCCAUGAUGUGUGACAUCAUCUACGCUGGAGAGAAAGCCCAGUUUGGCCAACCAGAAAUCCUGCUGGGGACCAUCCCUGGGGCGGGGGGCACUCAGCGUCUGACCCGUGCAGUGGGCAAAUCUCUAGCCAUGGAGAUGGUGCUUACAGGAGACAGAAUUAGCGCCCAAGAAGCCAAACAGUCAGGUUUGGUGAGUAAAAUCUGUCCCGUGGACCAGCUGGUGUCAGAAGCGGUGAAAUGUGGCGAGAAAAUCGCCGCCAAUUCCAAACUGGUGUCUGCUAUGGCAAAGGAGGCGGUCAAUGCAGCCUUUGAAUUGACUCUGGCUGAGGGGAAUCAUUUCGAGAAGCGUUUAUUCCAUGCCACCUUCGCUACGGAUGAUCGCAAGGAGGGAAUGACUGCGUUUGUGGAGAAGAGAAAGGCCAAUUUUCAGGACAACUGAUCAGCUCAUUAAACUACAGAAAUCAGACGUUGCACCACUUAACAGGGCAAGGAACAUGCCACAUGAGUGAGGGUGAGAAUUUCAACCAGGCAUGUCAAUGAAGACAAUGUUCAUAAUGAAAUCCUCCUCCAACAACAUACUAACAUAAUGAGAUAUGUAGGUAUUAUGGACAGCUCACAAAACAAAAGCAGUCCGAAUCUAUCAGUCUGAUUACUGAUGGGGACUUUCUGCCUUUUUUUCCUCCAGUUUUUGUGUUCUGUAUACAUUUUACAAAUAAAUCCUAAAAAUGAA